Messenger RNA from Centropristis striata (black sea bass), 8672 nucleotides. RefSeq names its product protocadherin 7a (gene pcdh7a). Gene Ontology annotation, biological process: homophilic cell-cell adhesion. Gene Ontology annotation, cellular component: plasma membrane. Lineage: Eukaryota; Metazoa; Chordata; Actinopteri; Perciformes; Serranidae. Bases 984 to 5108 code for a protein of 1374 amino acids. Gene Ontology annotation, molecular function: calcium ion binding. The record is from RefSeq and is a predicted model, not a curated record. The transcript has 5 exons.
GAGAGAGAAUGCGGGACUCUUGGAAAAAAGACGCAUCUACACUCGGUCCAUCACCGAGACAUCCAUCCCGAACACACGCUGCAUAGGAUUACACCGAAUUGACGAUGAUGUUGGAAUCUUCAUCUCAGCCCAUUACGAGAAGCUCUAUUUUUCUUUUUAAUUAGAAAAAAAUAUGAUGUGAAAACUCGCUCUGAGAAGCACUCUUGUCUCCUCAUAACUUGCGUGAAGGAAUCCGACGGCUUGGCACGUUGCUCCACUGCGGGAAAAAGAGGAAAACGCAGCUAGAUCUGAAGGUAAGAAGAGAUCUAGUAGCAGCAUCCCAAAGACUUUUUUCUCUUCCCCCCAAAACUGAUUCUCAUUCCUCUUUCUUCUGGGGAUGUGAGUUAAUUUUCCUCGGAGUCCGGAGAGCACAGCAGUGUUUUUUUUCUCCACUUCCUUUUGUGUGGUGCUGCAUUGCAGUUUCUAACUGUGAAAAACGCGAGAAAAGCCGCUGUCCCAAAUGUGACUGGAAUUAAAAGAACUUACAAAUGGCAAUGUGAAGUGAUAAGCGUCCUCGUGUGACAGCGGGAUAGCUCUCUGGUUUACGGGGGAAGAAAAGAGUGAAGUGGAUUAAUCAAAGGCUGGUGAAUUAGUUGUUUCUCUUUUCGCAGCAGGAUGGAUUUUUUGAUUCCUUUGUGGCGCGAACAGCCCAGCAAGACGACGAAAUUAUUUUUAUAGAAGUUGAUAAAGCACCGCUGAGUAAAGGAGGAGGAUAGAAGAAAAGGAGCCCGCACCGCUGAAGUGAACUACAGAGAGAGUGCGGAAGCUUUCCCCCGGACCUCAGGCGGCAGUCCGCAGAGAGCGAUAGGGAGAAGGUAAGAAGGGAUAAAUCAAACACCCACGCUGUGAGCUACACCACACCACAAAACACCAAUAACAAAGAGUCAAGCCGCAGCUCAGAGGCAGACAGCGGGAAGGAAGAGAGGCGAGGGGAAGAAGGAGCCAUGCAGAGGCUUGGUGCAGUGCACUCCUCCGCGGCGCAGGCUCUCAGCCUCGUGGUCUUAGUGCUGCAGCUGCUGACUCAGCUACCGGGUGCCGACUCAGCUCUCCGGUACCGGGUGGCGGAGGAGGGCCCGCCUGACGUCAAGAUUGGCAACGUGGCCGCCGACCUGGGCCUCACAGCGGGCACAGGCAGCGGGGAUGUCACCUUCGCCCUGGAGAGUGGCUCAGAGUUCUUCAAGAUUGACAAUGUGACAGGUGAGCUGACAACAGGCCCUCGGCGCAUCGACAGAGAGAAGCUCCCACAGUGCCAGAUGAUAUUUGACGAAAAUGAGUGUUUCUUGGACUUUGAAGUGUCAGUGAUCGGACCACUGCAGAGCUGGGUAGACCUGUUUGAAGGCCGUGUGGUCAUAACAGACAUCAAUGACAACACACCUUCCUUCCCCUCACCUGUGCUCCAGCUCUCAGUUGAGGAGAAUCGCCCAAUAGGAACUCUUUACCUGCUACCCACAGCCACAGACAGGGAUUUUGGGCGAAAUGGCAUUGACCGAUAUGAGCUGAUCCAAGAUGGUGCAGCUGGGUCAAGUUCAACAAGACGCACAGCAGCAGGAAACCCCAGUACUAGAGUGGAUGGACUCGGGGACCGCAGGGGUAGGAGUGGAGAUAAUGGAGCAGGACCCAGGAGCACUGUGUUUGAACUACAAGUUGCAGAUAUACCAGAUGGUGAAAAACAGCCACAGCUCAUUGUUAAAGGCACACUGGAUCGUGAGCAAAAAGACUCCUACGAGCUCGUCCUCAGGGUUCGAGAUGGAGGGAACCCACCACGUUCCUCCCAAGCUCUGCUGCGUGUUUCCAUCACCGACGUGAACGACAACAGCCCACAGUUUGAGAGGUCGACAUAUGAGGCUGAAAUGGCGGAAAAUGCCCCUCCAGGUACACCUGUCCUCCAGGUCAGAGCCUCAGACCGUGACAUUGGAGUCAACGGGCAGGUGGAGUAUGUCUUUGGAGCAGCCACUGAGUCCGUCAGGCGACUCCUGCGUUUGGAUGAGGCAACUGGAUGGCUCAGCGUCCUUCACAGGAUUGACAGGGAAGAUGUGGCACAACUGAGGUUCACAGUAACAGCCAGAGACAGGGGUCAGCCACCCCGCACUGACCGCACCACUGUGAUCCUAGCUGUCCGGGAUGAAAAUGACAAUGUCCCAGUCGUAGAGAUCCGAAAGAUUGGACGGAUCCCUGUUCGAGAUGGAGCAGCAUUAGUACCAGAGAACGUUCUGGUGGACACACCAGUAGCUCUGGUACAGGUGUCAGACCGAGACCAGGGAGAGAACGGAGCUGUGACGUGCACAGUUGUAGGAGACGUCCCAUUCACACUGAAGCCAGCUGGUGAAACGGCACUCCCACCCUUACCUGCAGAAGAUGCCUUUGACAGGAAUAAGAAAAAAUACUUCUUACACACUUCUGCCUUGCUGGACUAUGAGGCCACCAAAGAGUAUAGUGUUACCAUUGUGGCAGUAGAUUCUGGCAGCCCCAGUCUGUCCAGCAACAGCUCACUGAUGGUGCGAGUGGUCGAUAUCAAUGACCAUCCUCCAACUUUUGCCCAGAGCGUUGUGGAGGUCCACUUUGCAGAGAACAACUCACCUGGUGAGAGGGUGGUGACUGUGGUAGCCACAGACGCAGACAGCGGCAAGAAUGCAGAGAUUGCAUAUUCCCUAGAUCCCGCUGGUAACGGGCCAUUUUACAUAGAUGCAGAUAAUGGAGAUAUCCGUGCCACUGGGGUUCUGGACCGUGAGCAGCGAGAGAGGUAUGAACUCCGCGUUGUUGCCAAAGACAAGGGUACACCAUCGCUGCAAGGCUCUGCCACUGUUGUCGUUCAGGUGACCGACCGGAAUGACAACGCGCCGAAGUUUGUUCAGGAAAUCUUUACAUUCUACGUGAAAGAGAAUCUACUCGCCAACAGCCCGGUUGGCAUGGUCACUGUGACUGAUGCUGACGAGGGCGAGAACGCAGAGCUUAGUCUGUUUGUAGAGAUGGAUGGAGUUGAUGAGAAGAAGACGGGAGAGAAGGUGGAAGGAGAAGAUGGCGAGAAAGAGCAAGAAGAGGUGUUUUCCAUCGAGAACAACACAGGAACUAUCUUCUCCUCUGCAUCAUUUGACCGUGAAAAGCUUUCCACCUACACCUUCCGUGUCCGGGCUGUGGAUGGAGGGGAGCCUCGCAAAACUGCCACCGCCACCGUCUCGCUCUUUGUGACGGAUGAGAAUGACAACGCCCCCUCAAUCACCUCUCCAGCCAAUGAGUCCUACACCCUUCUUCCACCUGCCAGCAGUGCCCGCACCAUAGUCAGGACUGUAACAGCCAUAGACUCCGACACUGGCCCAAAUGCAGAUCUUCGCUAUGCUCUGGUGGGGGGAAAUCCCUUCAGACUGUUUGAAAUUGGCCACACAAAUGGAGUGAUCACCCUGGCAGAACCUCUGGAGCGGCGCCACAGAGGUCUGCAUCGCCUGGUCAUCCGGGUCAAUGACAGUGGGGCCCCCUCUCUCUGUGCCACUGCCCUGGUUCAUGUCUUCAUUAACGAGAGCUUGGCCAACGCCACCAUAGUGGAUGCACAGGUGGCCCGAAGUCUGAUGGCUCCUCUGUCACUGGACAUUGCAGGGGACCCAGACAGCGAGCGUGCAUUAGGCAAACAGCGCCUCAGUGUAGCCAUCGGCGUCCUGGCGGGAGCUGCAGCGGUCAUACUGGUUAUCCUCCUUGUGGUAACAGCUCGGCAGUGUGGCGCUCAGGGCAAGAAUGGCUACGAGGCCGGAAAGAAGGAGCCAGAGGAAGACUUCUUCAGUCCCCCGGGGGCUCAACCGCAGGCCGGCCGCGGCAGAGGAUCAGACCGUGGUCGCAAACCUCGACGGGACAAACGCAACGGAAGUGGCGGCAGUGCAGCUAUAGGAGGAGGGAAGGCAGACAGAUCACUUUACAGCGGCAUUGUCACAGUCAACGGGCUGCGCCGCCACGCUAAUGACGACGAUGAAGAGGAUUUGAGCAGUGCUAGUGAGCGCCUGGCCGCCCGCUACUGUGCCAUGGAUGGUGACCCCGGCAGCCCACGGAUGGGCGGCGGCAGGAGGCACCAGUCGAGCCCAGAUCUGGCCAGGCACUAUAAAUCCAGCUCACCUCUCCCUGCAGUCAAUCUACAGCCCCACUCCCCUCCAGCUGAGGGAAAGAAGCACCAGGCGGUCCAGGACCUGCCUCCAUCCAACACCUUUGUGGGCAGUGGGGGUUGUGUGGGGAGUGCCGGCUCCAGCAGCAGCAGUAGCGGGGGCAGUGGCAAUGCAGACGCCAUGUCCCUGGGAUCUGACCAGUGCUCAGAGUAUGGCUGCCAGACUGGGAACAAGUACAGCAAACAGGGGACCCUUCGUCGAGUGACCUUCUCCGUAGUCAGCCAGCCCCAGGAUGGCGGUUGCUAUGACAGUGGCCUGGAAGACUCGGAGACGCCGAGCAGCAAGAGUUCAUCAGGGCCGCGGCUGGGAGCCCUGCCACUGCCCGAGGAAGGUUACGAGCGGACCACACCGGAGGGCAGUGUGGGCGAGGAGGAGCAUGUGGAGAAUGAUGCCAGACAGCUCCCAGACGUAGCUCUGACAGGAAAGUGUACCAGGGAGUGUGAUGAGUUUGGCCACUCUGACACUUGUUGGAUGCCUGUCCGCCCUUCACCUCGCCAGCGUCAGCGCCAUGGCAGCGACCCCCCACGGCUCUCCACCUUCGCCCCCGGAGACGAUAAUAACAAUCUUCGUGGUAACGACCAUGAGAGUGACAGCGAGAGCGCCGGCAGCGCAGGGAGCUCAGAACCUGGGGUGGUUGUCGGUGGAGAAGGUCAGAGAUUACCCUUAGCCAACGGAGAUCCUCUCGGCACCCUGGGCAGUGGAGACCGCAACAGGAACAUGGGCGAUCACAACCGUAAUCUUCUGAACCGCAAGAUGACUUCGGCAUCCUAUGACACAUUUAGCAGCGCAGGCUUCGGGAGGCGCCAGCAAGAGGAGGAAGGAGGAGAAGGCCAGAACCCGCCGGAGGUCAUACCACUGACGCGGACAGGAGGGGACUACAAGACCACGUCCUGCCUCACGUUGUCGCGCCGAGAGGUCUACCUGUGACAGCCUUGCAACGGAGCAAUCAUCACUACACCACUCCCUUUUCUGAAAAACAGGGAGUGUAAAGACUUUACUGGCAAGUUAUCAGUUUGGAAGGCCUUUUAAACCCGUGAAGAUGUGAAAAUGUCAGAAAAGAUGUUUUCCAAAAGCUGUAUAUCAAAUUGGAACUUUUGGAUUCUGACUUUUAUUUAUAGGCACCUAAACUUAAGUGAUGGAUCAACUCUUCUGGGAGCUCUGACCAGGAGUUCUUUCUAAAAAAAAAAAGUCUUUUUUUAACUACUUCUGAAAGUUGCCUACAGGCAAAGAUCCUAAUAUGUCCUUGUGGAGGAGGACAUCUUCAUCUCUUCUUCUUUCUACCUGAAUCCAGUGCAUGCCUGACCCUCUGCCACAGAGGGAUCCGUGUGAAGAAGAGAGACAAGUAAAUCCUGAUGCUAUAAAUGCCUCGGUGCAUAUAAAAACUUCCACCGAGGCCACAGCAGGCAAGAUUUGGACUCAACUGGAGAACAAUCUGCUGAAAUACCACCAAGGUCUUAUCCAGUCAAAAUAGAUGAAAAGAAGUAACGGGUCUUUGAUUGAGUUAUUUGGAUCUAAUUCAAACCAAUCAAACUUUCUAAUGCCUAAUCGACUCUAUUGUAACGCAAGACUGGGAUAUUAACCAAUCAAACUGCUAAUCCCGCGAGUCAUAAACAGAGUACUGACAAAAGUGUGGUCACUGUACAGUUACACGGAAGAAAAAAAUGUGCUGAUCUCUAAAAUCAGGUAUCUUUAAAAACAUUCAGAACUGCAACAAUGUGAAAAUACUUUUUUUUACAGUAAUCAAUUGUAACCAUUCAGAAUACAAAGUUCUCAUAGAGUGUCAGUAGUGCCACAGAACUCCGGCGUGUGUGAAAAUACGUGUUUAUUAUUUUGCCUUCACACCCAGUCUGUAUGUAUAUAUCGUAUGUGUGUAUUUGAUAAGACAGCAGUGUUAUCUCUCUGCAGCUGUCCGUUCCAGAGUAGACUGAGGUGCUGAGUUCACUGCACACCUACAGUAUCCUAACAGUGUUCAUGUAUCAUAAAUGUUCUUUCGCACACACACGCACACACAUAUACACAUGCACGCAUGCACGCACUUACACACACAGACCUAAGCAUGUAAACACAAACUCAUACAGUGCAUUUACAGAAUGUUAACAUGCAUAGGGCCACAGUUUAUGACAUGAUUCAGUGGCCGUGUAACAUAAAGUAUAUAAUAACUUGCAUUAACUUUCAUACAAAAAGCACACACACACACACAUAUACAUACAUAUUAAAACAAGAGUAGAGACACAAUCCCAUGUUAAGAUAUGCGCUAUUCAUAUGCACUAUGUGUAUAUGUGCUCUUAAUCAUACUUUUUUAACAUAAUGCCAUUCAUUGAACUAGCUGUAGCAUUUUGCCUGCUCCCCCCCAGCCAGUAUUUAAACAUGAAAUGUAUUUAAAUAAUUACUCAUCUCUCUGACUGAUGUGUGGGGCCACAUUAAAGGGAAUUUCAGACAUUUCAUCUACUGUAUGUAAUGAUAGACAAUGUGGGGAUAUGAGAUAUUCUCCAUUCUGUAAGUAGGACUCAUAGAAAAACCAAAUUUCUGUAAGAAAAAAGGAAAAGAAAAAAGGACUCUGCAUGUAAAUGAAAGAAGAAAGAUAAUGCUAACUUUUUUUCUCUCUUUUUUAAACCACACGCCUUUUUGGAUACCACGCCUAUUUGGAUACAUCUGUAUUGUGUGUGUGCUUACGGGGAAAUGGAGAUAAUGAUGGCAGUAGGGGAGUUAGCGUCAGUGGAUUAAACUGUUCCUGCUUUAUCAUGGAGCGAGUUUGUGGUAACCUUGGGCCUUUUUCUCAGUUUUCAUGGCCCGAAGUUGGCACGAAGGGUGCCGCAGGCUGUAACAAAAAAAAACACAAUGUAGUGGAAGCGCAGAGUUCUGCUGCACCCUUUUCACCGCACAGUGCCGACCUGAACACGCCCAUACUGCUGUGCUGAACUGCACAGAUAACAGACUCCUUCACAUUCGUCCUUCCCAGCAGCUACUGCACGACUCCAGACACACUCUGCUGCACUGGGCUGAAGAGUGGGUGUGGAUUGAGGCCAGCACAUCUUAAUUCCCAUCAUCAGUGUGUGGUUCAGUGGUGUGAUAGGGAUAAUAGGGUUAGGUCGUCCCUGUGGUCUUAAUGAGUUUCCUUUCUCCUCUCUUCUCCUCCCUCGAUCUGCACUGAUCUCAUUAAUGUCUGGAUUGGCGAAUGUAACACUGCUGGAAAUUGCCAGUAAGUGUGUCUCUUCAUUUUUCUGGUUGUUUUGGAUCAGAUGAGGCAAAGGAGACAUGCUUGUUACGGAUGCGCUCCAAUUUAGUUUAUAGAUCCUUGUAGUGCAUAGAGUUAGUCAGAAAGGGGAGCAACACUCAGGUAAGAUGUGUGACAAUGUUCAACUUGUUAACUAACUAACUUGUGGUUUUAGCCACACGCUGUUGCUGCUUGACUGUCCCCCCCUCACAAAGGUAACUCAGUGUGUGGAAACAGUAAAGUACAUUUAAUUUUACAAUGUUAAUUGUCCUGAGGUGUGCUCCAUGUGCGUGAUGACACUUCGUAUACCUGUAUAUACCUUCAACUUUACAACUCUACGACCAUUUAGCUUGUUUUAGGCCACUGAUGUACUUACUCCCUAAGCCUUCAUUACUCCCAAUCCCCAACAUGGCUGUUUACUGAGCUCUGUCAUUGAUGGACUGUGCUGAGGAUGCAACAAACUCAAGGCAUAACGCCUUGAAAAGGGAUUGGUGAAAAACAAUCACAACAUCCUGCGGUACACACACUUGGAGGCAGAAGGACACAUGCUCUUUCUCUGGGAGAAAGAGUUGAGAUAAGUGUGCCUCAAUCCCUUGGAGGCCACAGACGUCUUGAACAUCCAGCUUGUGUGUUUUGGAAAGAAACUCUUGAUACAGCCCUGCCUCUUCCAAGUGGCAGAUAUCUCUUCAAACUGCUGUUUUAAGGCAGUUCCAUUAUGGCACCUUUCAAACCCUCCCAUCCAGAUUUAAGGGAACUUACUGUACAUGAAUCUGUGUGGGUGUGUAUCCUUUUUUAUACUGCACGUUUAAACAUGAAUAUCUUUCAGUCUACUGCAAAACAGAGAGGGGAGACAGACAGAGAAGAGCGCGACAUCUGAGAUCUAUCACCCACUAAUCGAGACAUUUUUAAAAACAGACACUUCAGCAAACAUCAUGUACCUGUCAUCCCCCCUCGUGCUGUUACCCUUAUAGCCAUGUACAGAUAAAACUACACUGUAGAACAGACAACUGGAAACCGUAACAGACAAUGGCAUGCCUAAAGGAUCUUCAAAUCUGCACUUGUGAAAAAAUGAGAAAAAAAAACUAUUUUUAUUUUCCUCUUCUUUGUUUUCAUUUCUUGUGGGGCUGGCUCUGUUUUUUGCUGCUCCCUACCUGUAAUUACAUAAUGAACUAAUUGCAUUUGCUAUGACGAGGAAGAAGAGGAGCUGUCGACGAAUGGUUUGGUAUGAAGAUGAAUCAUGUAAAAGUUUGACUUUGACAUUAAAAACUUCAAACACU